Zymoseptoria tritici IPO323 is the source of this 711-nucleotide messenger RNA. RefSeq lists its product as uncharacterized. Lineage: Eukaryota; Fungi; Ascomycota; Dothideomycetes; Mycosphaerellales; Mycosphaerellaceae. The transcript is spliced from 4 exons. The record is from RefSeq and is a predicted model, not a curated record. Bases 1 to 711 code for a protein of 236 amino acids.
AUGCUGUCUAUCUCGCAUCUCUUGAUCAGCGCUGCUGUUCUCCACCUCGCCAUCGCCAUGCCGACAGCUGGCAAGGCCAAUCUCCAAGUCAGAGCCGGCGGCAAAGUGUCCGGCAGUCUGGCUACCUACAACUACGCCAACGUCGAAGACGGAAUCGGUGCCGGCUCGGACAAGUACAUCAUGUUCGACAACUACAACCCGACCAUGUUCACUAGCUGCGCCCAAUGGUCCGUACCCAACAACUCCGGCGAAGAAGUCGGCGACAUCUGGAACGCCAUUCAGCAAUUCUCCGGCGAAACAGGCGUCGACCACCGCUUCAUCCUCGCCAUCAUGAUGCAGGAGUCCGCUACCUGUAACGAAAACGGAGCGGCGCCCCCUUGUCCUCAGGAGCCUAUCACUCAGAUGAUCCGCGAUGGCGUCGCUGGGACUGCUGCGGGCGAUGGGAUGGCUCAGUGCAUUAACAAGGCGGUUGAACAGUUCCAUGAUGAGGAUGCUAGGACUUACUAUAGGGCUGCGAGAAGUUAUAACUCUGGCUCGGUCGCGGAUUCUGGAAUUCUUGAGGAGGGUAUUGCCACGCAUUGCUAUGCUUCGGAUGUUGCGAAUAGGCUUACCGGUUGGGUCAAUGCUGAUCAUGGCUGCAACUACGCUCGCUUCGCAGUAGACGCACAGAAGAAGCCUUUCCUUGGACGGUCGAACCUACAGAAGAUUUAG